Molecule: messenger RNA, 1678 nt
Organism: Syzygium oleosum
Lineage: Eukaryota; Viridiplantae; Streptophyta; Magnoliopsida; Myrtales; Myrtaceae
Exons: 3
Coding region: 617-1027 (136 amino acids)
Source: RefSeq, a predicted model, not a curated record
CAAAUCACCAAAUUGCAGAUUCAUGAUUGCUCUUUAGAAUAUUCACCUACAAAGUUGAGAAAACUGAGGAUGACCGGUGGCCUGCAUGAUCCCGAUGCUUCAAUUCUCCUGUAAUGAACACUGUUUUAUCCUACUGAACAGAUCAGAGAAAUCUGAGCCCCACCCAUCAACUUCAUGCCUCUCGUAAAUAUGAAAGACAAGCAAGGAAAUGACCGGGAAAAGAAAGGCAUUUUUUUGCGUGUGGGAGGCAUCAAGAAGGAAAAAAGCAAUCUCCUUUUCAUCGAGAGGGCAUUUAUAUUUCUCUUAAAAAUUAAAUCUUAGUAGCUCAUCUGCGGGAAAAGAUGAUUCGGGUUCCGGUUAGGAAGGCAAUACGUUAGGAUACAACGUUGUUGUUCGAGCAGUCACCUGGGAACGUUGGCCGUGUGGAGACCGAGGCGAUGAACGGCUGGUGCUUAAAUUCUGGGCUGAAAGUUGGGAUCUUUAUGGCCUUUCUUGUUUUGGAUGAAUAGGGUUUAUGUGGUUUGUUGGUAUCUCCUGCCACUUUCAUCAGUUUGUGUUGGCGUCUGAGGAGAUACAGAAUUGUUCGUGACUCGUGACUUGUGAGUGUUUACCAGUGAUGGGUUCUUCUGGGUUUUUCUUGAUCUGUGCACUCCAUUCUCUGGUAGCCAUAGCUUGUGGAGGUCUUAUGAUGUUCUACUCCUCCGAGGUUUCACCAAUGAAGCUUCAAGGAUCUACGCCGCAUGAUCAACUCUUGAUCAGAACCUCAGAUUCCUUUUCCGGUUUGCUGCUUGUGGCUGUCGGCUUCCUGCUAAUCAUGGUGGGAUUUGUUAAGGACAGGGAGUUCCAGAGCUUCUUUGCAAAAGGGUGUGUGCUCCUCCAUGUCGUGACCGCCAUUUGGAGGGUUUACUUUGAGAGGAAGGUGGAUGAACUUGCCAAUGAGUGGCCGAGGAAGGUUGUUGGCGAUAUUGCAUUAGCAGUUUCCUGGAUCCUCUUUUUGGUGUACUCAUGGAGGGAAAAGUAUGAUUAGCUUGGAAAACUGGAUUGUCUAUGCUGUGAUGAUAGGGACUCCGAAAAUUCCCUGGUAGGCAUGGACUGCGAUUGCAAAAUGCUUAUACAAUCGCCCGGUUACGCUUCUUUUGGCAUGAAACAAUACAUUGGAACUGGAAAAGAACGAAAAGUAGGAUAUUAUGCGCUUUUUAAUUCCUGGAUAGUUUGGUCAUGUGAUUUUCAUCAGGCAGUUGUUUCUACUAAAAUUCCGCACAAACUGGAGGAUGCCCGUGUUUUCAUCUUGUGCGCAGGCGUUUCAAAAAUCUCGGGAAUCAAUUAAUUUUCGUUAUCUUGAAGAUGGGUCAGAGGUCGGAGUUUGGAGUGCUGCCAUCAUUUGCUUAACGUUGAGAAACUGUUUUGUAGAUUUUAUUUACAGAUAAUAGCAACGAGUGAAUAGUGUCCUAACUCACCAUCAGUUGGUGAAUUCAUGUUUUAGCGGAUACUGCUUAAAUCUUACAAGUAGAGAUAAGGGUAAUCUGUGCAGUUCUGCCCGUUUGCUUUUAAGUCAUCCAAGAGGAUCAAGCUUGUUUCCUCAAUUGAAGUUCUUGUACAUUCAGAUUGACUUCUUUGUCAAAACAUUCUCUGUCAUGCCUUUGUCCACCUCAAUACAAAAUUAGCCAAUUACUUGCAA